AUGCCAGCCUUCAAAACCCUUCUUGGGUUUUGCCUGAUCUCAUUUCUCUCCUUCAUUUCUUCACUACCUCAUGAUUCAGCCAACCUUACUGCCUAUGAGAUGCUCGAGAAAUUCAAUUUCCCAAAAGGGAUCCUCCCAGAAGGUGUUGAAAGCUAUGUAUUGAACAAAGAUGGCAGCUUUGAGGUCUAUCUUAGUGGAGACUGUACAUUUAGGGUGGCUGGAGAAGAGUAUUCUUUGAAUUACAAGAGGAAGAUUUCAGGGAAAGUGGCGUUUGGUUCUUUGAAGGAAUUGAAAGGAGUGACAGUGAAGAUUUUGUUCUUCUGGUUGAGCAUAGGAGAGGUGAGUAGGGUUGGUGAGGAGCUGAAUUUCUAUGUGGGCCUACUGUCCGCCUCUUUCCCGCUUUCGAAUUUUGAGGAAAGCCCGCAGUGUGGGCGUGGGUUGGAUUUCAUGGACUUGGUAUUGGAUUCUUAG
Messenger RNA from Magnolia sinica, 471 nucleotides. RefSeq lists its product as uncharacterized. The transcript has a single exon. Lineage: Eukaryota; Viridiplantae; Streptophyta; Magnoliopsida; Magnoliales; Magnoliaceae. The coding region runs from base 1 to 471 and encodes 156 amino acids. The record is from RefSeq and is a predicted model, not a curated record.